AUGAAACCGCAGGAGCCAAUAUCACCGAAAGAAUCUGACAUUCCCGUAGCAACAAGACAAGAACUGAGACGACAGAUAAAGACAUCUACACUUCUGGCAGCAGCUACUGAUUCAAGUGCGAAGCAUCGCAUAGGCUGGAAAAUUGUCAGCUGUUUAAGGACCUUACGAUUAGAGAAAGACUAUCGUUUUGUAUCCGACGUCGUCUAUGUUUCAACUACUUUAAGUCUCGACUCUGCCAUGGAAUACAGAGUGAAGAAAACUUGUUCUAUCUCCAGUUGCAGACGUCUGCACUAUGCUUUACUCCACGACCAGUCAAAAGAAACCGAUGAAUUAGUUCGUCCAGCCACUGCACGUACCGGCCAGUCAAGAAGAAAAAAUGCAGCCGUUGGCAUAAUCCAACUCGAUGUACUGGAUCCUAAGGGAAGAACCGUAAAAGCCAACGUGUUUCUCGACGAAGUUAGCGAUAGCACCCUUUUCAGGGAGGGAUUCAUUCGUCGGUUAAAGCUAAGAGGAUGUUCACAAACACACUCCAUGGAUGGCGCUGGAGGAGUCUUAAAGAAGUACACUUCACGUCACAUUCAACUUAGAGCAAGACUGCGCACAGGCGACUUGGUUACACUGCAAGAUUCGACCAUGCCUACUGUCGCGAGUGCGGUGGCGCUUGUGAAUUGGAACACAAUGAACAAACGUUGGAGACAUUUGGCAGACCAUCCUGUGGAAAGUAAUGGCGGAUGCGUGGACAUUCUUCCUGCAAUAGAUCAAAGACACCUGACGAAAGAUAUUGAAUCCCGGGUUGGACGAGAAAACGAAAAAACAUGGAUUUCCACUCGUCUUGGAUGGAUCGUAAGAGGAGUAAUCGGGACUACAAUCAGAAAUCUGAUGGUGAGGACACAUGCAGUGUUCGCAAACAUCGAAGAAGAAGGAGAUGCGUUGGCGAAGCAGAUGCGACGCUUCUGCGAUACCAAAGAUUUUGGGACGGAGUACAAGAUUGAUUGCGUUAUCGAAGCAGAUAGACAAACUAUCAAAAUUCUAGAAAGCGGAACAUGCAGCUUAGCUGUCGGUUAUGAGACCCCCAUCACUUGGAAGAUUGGGGAGCCAAAUUUUCCAAAUUACCGCCAUUUGAAUGAAAGUGGAUUGGCAACCCUGUUGCACCGGUUAAAACAAGAACCCAAUCAUGGACAGGAGUAUACAAAGGCCAUGGAAAAGAGCUUCGAAAAGGGCUAUGCUAUUGUGUUGGAAGAUGCCGACUACGGUCCACCGGAGUAUUAUCUUGCUCACCAUGGGGUGAGAAAGUGUACAAAGCUACGCAUCGUGUUUGAUGCUGCAGUACCGUUCAAGGGGAAAUGUCUGAACGACAGUAUCCUCUGUGGUCCGGCUUUACAAACCCCAAGGCCAUCAGUCAUCGUCAAAUUUCGGGAAGACAAGGAGACGCACGGUACUGCCGGUUUCUAUGGAAAAGGAGAGGAGGAAGCUCGCGUGUGUGAAAUGAAGAGACUCCCUUUUGGUGCUACCUGUUCGCCGUUUAUCGCAAUAAGUACCACCCGGAGAUUUGCUUCCGAUCUUAUUGAUGAUCCAAGACUCCGCCAAGUACUGGAAAAAGGUAUUGAAGAAGCUGUGGGUGUUAAUGAAAUUUUAGCAAAGGGAGACAUGCACCUGCAAGGUUGGAUUUCCAAUUCCGAAGCUUUUCUGAAAACAGUAGCACUUGCAAGCAUAGGUGUUAGUUCAAAUCUGUCCCAAUUUUUGUUAAGCAGUAACGACUCUGAGAAAGUCCUUGGCGUCUUCUGGAAUCAGAAAUCGGACACUCCGAAUUUUAAAGUUAGUGGGUUGGAAGAAUUAGUCUACACUCGCGCCGGAAUUGCAAGUCAAGUAGCGAGUCUGUUCGAUCCACAAGGGAUGGCAGUGUCUCUUAUCGUUAAAGCAAAGAUCAAGCUUAGAGAGCUUGGAACAAAAGGGCUCCAGUGGAACGAUAACGUCAGCAAUGAAAACCGUGAUUGGCGGGUUGAAUGGUUUACCACCUUUAUACAGCUCAACAACAUCGACAUUCCUCGCUGCUUAUUCCCAAAUGAAGAGAAUAUUGUAACGCGGGGAGUUACUUGA
Daphnia magna is the source of this 2097-nucleotide messenger RNA. RefSeq lists its product as uncharacterized. The transcript has 3 exons. The coding region runs from base 1 to 2097 and encodes 698 amino acids. NCBI's taxonomy places the organism in Eukaryota, Metazoa, Arthropoda, Branchiopoda, Diplostraca, Daphniidae. The record is from RefSeq and is a predicted model, not a curated record.